UCUCAAACUCCUGGCCUCAAGCGAUCCUCCUGCCUCAGCCUCCAGAGUGCUGGGGUUACAGGCGAGAGCCGCUGAGCCGCGACGUGUCUUCCACUUUGAGAGCACUCACGGUGUCUUUGCUUUCUGCUCUCUCUCCCCGUCCUAAAGGAGCGGGGAGACGCCGAGGGCUUUCCUCAAAGGCGAGAACAGAACCGGGCAGAGCCUUGUCCAACACGACACCUUGUCACGCUCGUUAGUGCCACCCCUGGGAGGCUGUGCGGGCCCGCAUGGCCAGCAGACCUGUCUCCAGACACUUGCUCUCUAAACGAGGUCACAACAAGUGCUGACACUUACUCAGUGUCGUGGCGCCCCAUCCUCGCCAAGGAGCCCUGAGGAGUUGUGUCCCAGCCCCUCUCUGUCGAAGUCCUGUGGGCAGCCGGGAAACAGAGGACAUUAAGGGAAUGCCUCCAUGUGGUCCUGGACUCGGUUCGGGAUUUCUUCACCAGCGUUCUGGUGUUCCAUGACAGUAAACAGCUGGAGAUUGGUUGGUAACUCUUUCAUAAGUAGGUGCGAAAAUCAAACCUGUGUCGCUUAAGGAUGUCUUUGUGGAAUUCUGCAGACAGACGACAGCCAGAGGCACGUUAUUCCAAGGAGACGAGGCAAGAGCAGAUGAGGCUUGUUGUGCCUCUUUCCAGGGUUAAUACCUUGCCAGGGUGUGAGAGUGAACUAAGUUUUUCUUCUUCCAAGGUGGUGGUUCCUUUGCACCUAUUAGUUUCCUGGCGGUGGCUGUGGUCCUGCAAGUCCGAGGUGCAUCCUGGCCCGUGCGUCUCUCCGGCCCCGGCAAGGAUGGCAAAGACAUGCCCUGGAGAUGCCUCUGUGCCCACCUGCUUCCUGUCCCUGGUCUUCCUGCACCUCUUGCCUGCUGGCUGCUGUAAAAUCGGGAACGCCGAUUUCAAGGUCCUUGGGCCCGACGGCCCUGUCCAGGCCACAGUGGGGGGAGUCGCCGAGCUGUGGUGCCGCCUGUCCCCCAACAUCAGCGCUGAGAACAUGGAGCUGAGGUGGUACAGGGACCAGCCCUCCCCGGCCGUGCACCUGCACACGCAGGGACAGGACAUCCCCGGGGACCAGCUGGCAAACUACUCGGGCAGGACGGCCCUUGUGAGCGACCGCGUGGCCACGGGCGAGGCCGGCGUGAGGAUCCUCAGCGUCACCGCCUUUGAUAACGGGACGUACUGCUGCCGCUUCAAGGAUGGCGUCAUCUACAGCGAGGCUGCCCUGCACCUGCAGGUGGCAGGGCUGGGCUCGGAGCCCAGAGUGCAGGUGGCGGAGGAGCAGGGCAGAGGCGUCAGAGUGCAGUGCACCUCAGAGGGCUGGUACCCGGAGCCGCAGGUGGAGUGGACGGGCUCCAGGGGACAGGCGAUGCCUUCUGUGACCAGUCUCUCGGCCUCGGCCACCACUGGCCUCUGGACUGUGGCGUCCAGCGUGACUGUUGAGGACAGGACCUCGGGGAGUAUCUCCUGCUCCAUCUCCAACCCCGUCCUCCGGGAGACGAAGGUGGCCCAGAGCCACCUACCCGGUUCCUUCUCCACAAGGUCCCCGUUCUCAGCGUGGAAAGUAUCUGCGCCUCUGAUCUUCGCUGCAGUGGGACUCGUGACAUCCGGAGUCAUCUGCCUCUGGUGGAGACGUUGGCAGAAGAGCAGAAACCAGCUGGAAGAAGAGAGAGAGCCGAGAGAAGAGGAACAGAGACAGCAGGCCAGCAGGGACGGGGCCCAGCCAUGGCCAGGCCGGACGGAGAGUGGCUUCCUGCACGUGAGCCCGUCGCUGGACCCGGACACCGCCAGUGCCAAACUCAGCCUGUCUGAGGACGGGAAGAGCGCCACACGGCUGCUCCUCGCCCGGGACCUGCCCCCCAGCCCUGGGAGGUUCGACCCAGACCCCUGUGUCCUGGCCCAGGAGCGGUUCAGCACCGGGAGGUAUUACUGGGAAGUGGAGGUUGGGGACAGGAGCGCCUGGACCCUGGGCGUGUGUCGGGAGGACAUGGGUCGGAAGGGAAGGAUCCCCAAGUCCCCGCAGCAGGGGCUCUGGGCCCUGGAGCUUCACAGGAAGAGGUUCCGGGCUCUCUCCUACCCGAGGACCCGCCUGCGUCCCUCUCAGCCCCUCCGCCGGGUGGGCGUUUCCCUGGACUGUGCCGCCAGAGAGAUCUCCUUCCGCAACGUGACAGACGGGUCCCAGGUCUACAGGUUCUCUGGGCUGUCUUUCCUCGAGCCCCUAAAGCCGUUCCUCUGCCUGUGGACACUUGACCCCCGCCCGGUGACCUUCUGCCCAGUGGCCCAAGAGACACAGGAAGAGACUGGCCCUCCUGGAGGCCCGAAAUCACACCCUUAGAGGCCUCUGGCCUCGCCCAGGGCACUCCCCCCAGGCGGAGAGCAGCACCAUCCUCGACUGACAGGGACCCGCUCAGAGAGGCUCACACUCCCUCGCCAGCCCAGCUCUGCAGGACAAGCCCCCAGUCCCCAGCCCUGCUGGACCGUCCAGCGGCGCAGCUCCGGGCCCGUCACCCGUCACCCUUGCCUCGCCCGUCCUCCUGGGGGAGAUGAAGACAAUGUGUUCUGCGCCGAACCACGUCCGCAGACGCGCCCAGCAGGGACGUUUCACCGCUGCCUGGGCAUCCCUGAGCCAGUCAGGUGGACACAGAUUACCCGCCACAGCCGGCGUCUUCCAGCCUCGGUGGGGGGCAGGAGCCUGACUUCCCCAACCACCCUGAGCACGCCAGAUGGGUUUCACGUGGGCCAACGCCCCCUCCCCACUCUUGUAAAUUUUCACUUCCCUGACUCUAUUAAGUCCCCUAGGUUCUCCUCCCUAUACCCUACAUUCUCUAAUUUUUUUUCCCAAAAAUUUAUUAUAAUUAUUAUUUUGGAGACAGGGACUCGCUCUGUCAU
Molecule: messenger RNA, 2918 nt
Organism: Microcebus murinus (gray mouse lemur)
Lineage: Eukaryota; Metazoa; Chordata; Mammalia; Primates; Cheirogaleidae
Source: RefSeq, a predicted model, not a curated record